Molecule: messenger RNA, 1521 nt
Organism: Haliotis rufescens (red abalone)
Lineage: Eukaryota; Metazoa; Mollusca; Gastropoda; Lepetellida; Haliotidae
Product: beta-1,3-galactosyltransferase 5-like
Exons: 2
Coding region: 275-1393 (372 amino acids)
Cellular component (GO): membrane
Molecular function (GO): hexosyltransferase activity
Source: RefSeq, a predicted model, not a curated record
CAUAGGGGUGGGUAGGUCAUAGACAUAUACAAUUUCAUGAUUGGUCACUAUUUAUUUGACGUUUAUUGACAUUUUGUAAGUCUGAUGAAACAUCGUCUCUUCUGAUUUGAAAAGUUCCCACGAUAUAGAUUAACAUACAUGGUUACUGAAUCUGUUCUCGGUGUAAGAAUAAUUCUCUCAAACGCAUCUUCUUCUCUCUGCGCUGUGCUCCCAGAACACAGUGAUAUGUUGAUGUGUCUUGGAAAAAAGCAGCCUGUGUGUUUCUUUCAAAGCCAUGGCCAAGACCAAUCCACGCUGUGACCCCUGUCUGUUGAGGAGACGUGUGCUGCAUCUCUUUGCGUUGAGCCUAUUUGGAACCAUUGUGGUCAUCAACCGGCUCUUCCUGAACCAACGGCGCACUGUCUAUGAGCACAAAAUCGUUCCGAUUGUCAAUUCUCCAGUAAUUGAACGGAACGGUCGAGCAUUCUCAGAAGGGCCAAGCGGUACCGUCCCUGAUCUAGUUCCAGCCACGAAUCACUACAGCAUUGUCCCUUUUGGUAAGUUUUUUGUUCCUCGUUGGGAGAGAGUUACGCCCCUUGAUUUCGAAUUCAUGUCGGCCACAAAAGGACCCUGUAACAGCGAUCAGCCAUUUCUGAUUGUUCUCGUUCUCUCAAUGACGAAAAAUUGGAAGUUGAGGAAAGCUGUGCGUGAAACAUGGGGCAGCGUUAACAGAACAAACACGUGGGCAGGUAAACCGUUACGGAAGCCCGUUCGAGUCAUAUUUGUGAUUGGGAUGAGCAAGAAUGACGACGCACUGCUACACGAAUCCGAUGUAUACGGAGACAUAGUCCACGUGUCUGUUCCGGAGAGUUACUACAAUCUGACAUACAAGGUGUUGAUGGGGAUACGUUGGGUGUAUCAUUUCUGCAGUGAAGUGGAAUUUGUUGCUAAAGUUGACGAGGAUACUUUCCCCGAUGUCCCCGUGUUUCUGGACAUAUUGACAUUAGUGAAUAUGACCAACACAAUAAUGGGGCCAUUCUUCACUUUCAGCAAAGUACAACGAACAGGCAAAUACGCUGUGAGUGAAGCCUCAUACCCCGCUCCCCAGUACCCCCCGCACUGUAAGGGGAACUUUUACCUCAUGCCCGCAGAUCUGGCGUUCAGGAUUUUGAAGACGGCACAGCAUCUGCCUUACGACAACAUGGAGGACGCCCAUCUUACCGGGGUUGUUGCUUACUCCAUCGGCGGGGUUAGAUUUCGUGGCUUGACAAGGAAACAGUACAGUAUACGUUACCCUCCCAAAGUGUGUGAAUAUAUCAACGGCACAAAGAUCGUCGCACAGAAAGUUCACCCCGCGCUGGGCCAGGAGAUCUGGAAACGGUUUAAUGACGAGUCGCUCUGUUCAGAGUCAUGAAGUCUAAGGAGCUGAUGCUAACGUUGUUAACUUACAAAUGUAUUAUGCAUGACAUGUCAAUAUAUUUGAUAUCACUGUAUUACUUACUCACUGGUAAAGGGGGAAUAAUAAAAUGGACACAGUUCCAA